Castor canadensis (American beaver) is the source of this 2744-nucleotide messenger RNA. RefSeq names its product glutamyl-tRNA synthetase 2, mitochondrial (gene Ears2). NCBI's taxonomy places the organism in Eukaryota, Metazoa, Chordata, Mammalia, Rodentia, Castoridae. Gene Ontology annotation, cellular component: mitochondrion. The record is from RefSeq and is a predicted model, not a curated record. Gene Ontology annotation, biological process: glutamyl-tRNA aminoacylation. Gene Ontology annotation, molecular function: tRNA binding; ATP binding; zinc ion binding.
UCCACCCCACAUGGCGCCGCUCCUGAAGAGGCUGCUACGACCCGAGACAACCCUCGCGGCCUUUGGCCGCCGCGAGGGACGACGUGAGGCCAGCCAGGGCACUGAUCCUGGGGCUGCGGUGCGAGUGCGGUUCGCCCCCAGCCCCACAGGCUUUUUGCACCUGGGCGGCCUCCGCACUGCCCUCUACAACUACAUUUUUGCCAAGAAGCACCAGGGGAGCUUCGUCCUGAGGCUGGAGGAUACGGAUCAGACCCGCCUUGUGCUGGGAGCUGCAGAGAACAUUGAGGAUAUGCUGGAGUGGGCAGGCAUCCCUCCUGAUGAAAGCCCCCGCAGGGGUGGUCCUGCUGGGCCCUACCAGCAAUCUCAGCGGUUGGCACUGUAUGCCCAGGCCACAGAAGCACUGCUGCAGUCGGGAGCUGCCUACCCCUGUUUCUGCUCGCCACAGCGGCUACAACUUCUGAAGAAGGAGGCCCUGAGGAGCCACCAGACACCCCGAUAUGACAAUCGGUGCCGGAACCUGAGCCGGGCACAGGUGGCCCAGAAGUUGGCCCAGGAUCCCAAGCCUGCCAUCCGCUUCCGCCUGGAGGAGGAGGCACCAGCCUUCCAGGACCUGGUGUAUGGCUGGAGUCGGCAUGAGGUGGCCAGCGUGGAGGGGGACCCAGUCAUCCUGAAGAGUGACGGCUUCCCCACAUACCACUUGGCCUGUGUGGUGGAUGACCACCACAUGGGCAUCAGCCAUGUACUGCGGGGCUCUGAGUGGCUCGUGUCUACCUCCAAACACCUGCUCCUGUACAAAGCCUUGGGCUGGCAGCCACCUCACUUUGCCCACCUGCCCCUGCUCCUCAAUAGAGAUGGCAGCAAACUGUCCAAGAGGCAGGGGGACAUUUUCCUGGAGCAUUUUGUUGCUGCUGGCUUUCUACCUGAUGCUUUGCUUGACAUCAUUACCAACUGCGGCUCAGGGUUUGCAGAGAACCAGAUGGGCAGGACCCUGCCGGAGCUGGUAACCCAAUUCGACCUGACCCGGAUCACCUGCCACUCAGCUCUGCUGGACCUGGAGAAGCUCCCAGAAUUCAACAGACUGCACCUCUGUCGGAUGGUAAACAGUGAGACCCAGAGACGCCAGCUGGUGGGGAGGCUGCAGGCCCUUGUGGAGGAGGCAUUUGGAAGCCAGCUGCAGGACAGGCAUGUCCUGCACCCAGCAUAUUUGGAGAGGAUCAUCCUGCUGAGACAGGGCCACAUCUGCCGCCUGCAGGACUUGGUCUCCCCAGCGUAUUCUUAUCUGUGGACUCGCCCUGCUGUGGACCGAGCACAACUGGACGCCACCUCAGAGAAAGUGGAUGUGAUUGCCAAGCACGUGCUGGGGCUUUUGGAAAGAUCUGGUAUGAGCUUAACUCAGGAGGUACUGAAUGGAGAAUUGAAGAAGCUGUCAGAAGGUCUGGAAGGCAUCAAGCACAGUAACAUGAUGAGACUCCUCCGAGUGGCCCUCAGUGGACAGCCAGUGAGUGCAAGGACCCCCUGUGGCUGAGAUGAUGGUGUCCUUGGGACCACAGGAAGUUCGAGAACGAAUCCAGAAGGCGCUUUCCAGCUAGGGAGAGGAUGAUCAGAACAGCAGGCCCUAGGAACCUAUACCCUUGGAACUGCUGUGGGAAGGAAGUGGCUUGGGGCCCAGGCUUGCAGAAGGGAUCAGGAGUGGAAAUGGAGACUCUGACUGCUCCCCAGCAGGCCCAUCCUGACCAGGUGGCCAGGAAAGCCCAGCUCAUUGCAGCUCCUUGAUUCUGGGAAGGGUAUCCUACUGCAUGGCUUUCUAUACCUCAUUCCACAGCAGAGGUUCAUAACUGGAUCAUAGAGAAGUUGGUUUCCCAAAACAGUUCAGAGGGCUCUGAUACUAGUUGCUAGGGCUGCCAUCACAAAAAUACCACAGAACUAGGCAACUCAAACAAUAGAAAUGUAUUUUCUCACAGUUCCAGAGGCUGAAAGUCCAAGAUCAGGUGUCAGUGGGGUUUGUUUUUUCUUGGGGCCUUUCUUCCUGCCUUGCAGACAGCUGUCUGUGUCAUCCCAGGAUCUGUCAUCUAUGUCCGUACAUCCCUGGCUUCUUUGUGUGUGUCCUAAUUUCCUCUUUCAAAGAUACCAGUCAGAUUAGGGCCUGCCCGCCCUAACAGCCUCGUUUUACCUUAAUACCUCUUUAAAGCCCCUGUAGCCAAAUACAGUCCAUAUCCUGUGAUACCGAGGGGUAGGGCUUCAACAUGUAUUUGAUCUGGAGGACACAGUUCAGUCCAUAACACCUUGGCAACAGUGUAGAUUUAUGGAUCCUAGGACAAUAACAGAUGAUUGACAAGCUGGGCCAAACCAGACUUCAGGCUUUCUUUGGGGAUUAUAAAGGGAGAAGUUACUCAUCUGCCACAUGUGUUUGGUGUUACUCUUUUGACCCUGGGGCAGCAGCCUGUAUCUCCUUUCCCUUAAGGUCAGCUGUUCUCUUUCCAUUCCCCCAGACAUGGUCCUUGAACUGGAGACCUUUGCCCUGCCUAUUUUGUGUCUUUUUCUUCAUAUCUACCCCUUCUUUCCACCAUUGGUGUGAGUCUGCAAUGAGGGUCUGAGGUGACUGGAAAUAGCUAAAGUGAAAGGAGGGUGAGGAUAAGGCUUCUAGGCCUCCUGUGGUGGUCUCUGCCUCCCCGUGUUCACCCCCUGUGUGGCUCCUCACACAUUGAAUAGGGCUGACUUGUGUAACUAGGAAAUGGUAGACCCUG